GCAGUACUGAAAUGUUAGCUCUAUCUCUAUUCAAGUUUACAACAGGCAUUAUUUUUAGUUCAGAGGGAGAGGUUACUGAACAGUCCCAGGUCUGCGAAAUACCCCACGCCAUAUUUUGUUCAAAAUGGCUAUGAAAAGAAUUCAAAAGGAACUUCAAGACCUCGGUCGAGAUCCACCCUCCAACUGUUCAGCUGGACCUGUGGGAGAUGACAUGUUUCAAUGGCAAGCAACAAUAUUAGGGCCUGCUGAUAGUCCAUAUCAAGGAGGUGUGUUUUUCCUCACAAUAACAUUUCCAUCAGAUUAUCCCUUCAAGCCCCCAAAAGUUGCUUUCUCAACAAAAAUCUACCACCCAAAUAUAAACAGUAAUGGCAGCAUCUGUUUGGAUAUCCUUCGAAGCCAGUGGUCGCCUGCUUUGACUAUAUCAAAAGUGCUUUUGUCCAUUUGCUCCUUGUUAACAGACCCAAACCCGGAUGACCCCUUGGUUCCAGAUAUUGCGCGCACGUUCAAAACGAAUCGCAGCGAGUACAACAGGCUAGCCAAGGAAUGGACGACCAAGUACGCCGAGUGAUACAAAGCAGCAGCAUUCAUGAUGCUGCUGCUAGAAAACACCUCGAACCUGACCUUUAUCAAAUAAAAAAAAAAAAGAAGAAU
Messenger RNA from Aplysia californica (California sea hare), 651 nucleotides. Its product is annotated as ubiquitin-conjugating enzyme E2 2. The transcript has 6 exons. Gene Ontology annotation, biological process: protein polyubiquitination; ubiquitin-dependent protein catabolic process. The record is from RefSeq and is a predicted model, not a curated record. Gene Ontology annotation, molecular function: ubiquitin conjugating enzyme activity. Gene Ontology annotation, cellular component: nucleus. NCBI's taxonomy places the organism in Eukaryota, Metazoa, Mollusca, Gastropoda, Aplysiida, Aplysiidae. The coding region runs from base 125 to 568 and encodes 147 amino acids.